Ciona intestinalis (vase tunicate) is the source of this 3574-nucleotide messenger RNA. The record is from RefSeq and is a predicted model, not a curated record. NCBI's taxonomy places the organism in Eukaryota, Metazoa, Chordata, Ascidiacea, Phlebobranchia, Cionidae.
CUCUUAUUUGGUGAUUUCCCCUUUUUUUAACAACAACGACUGGAAAAAUUAAGGCAGCUGUACCUGUAUCAAAACCAGUUUCUGAUUGCUGUAAUAUUCAAAUCGAACAAAUAAAAUGAGCAUAGCAAAUUACAAUGUCAGUUGUAAGCAGCAUUCACAAAUUCUUAUCUGUGUUCAAUCUCACGGUAAUAUAUCUCACACUGACUUCGAGGAAGCAUUAUCCAGAAUUAAAAAACACGAACAUUUAACUGUGGCAGAUGCUGGGCGCAAAAUUAACGUGCGCUUCGAGGUUGAUGUUCCAGCCAACAACAGUGAGUGGGGAUUUUUUCAACCUCAUAGAAGAGUGAUGGGGUUUAUCAUGAUUGCUGGGUGUUCAACUGCAAUGGAUGUCGCUCUUCUUCAUGAAGUAUUUCAAAAGAAAAAAGAAACGUUGGCAGAUUUUAUAUUUGAUGCACGAUGUUUUGUGUUCGGAAUGGAAAACUCAUUGAUACAACAACGAAAUGCAGCAAUGUUGCAAUACCCUGAUGUGAAAACUUGGAAAACCUGUGAUAUAGAUAUAGAGGAGUUUCUUACAUCUGUAUUUUAUGUUUUGGAGUCAAAGAGAUUGCAUAUUGUUGGUGAUAAAUCAGACAAACUACCACUGCUCACAGCUCCAUUUGAGCGUCAACAAGUGUCAUCAUAUGACAGUGAUAGUCGGAGUUAUCGUAAAAAAUGUGCUGGGAGGUGGAAGAAACAUUUGGCUGACAUCAGUUUACUCUCUGGUUUAACAUUAGAUGCUCUUCAGAAUUAUCACUCGGCAUUGGAUAUGUUGGUAUCAGUGAAUGAUCAAGUGUGGGUCGGAGGCGCAUUAGAAGGAUUGUGUGUGACAAGUGCAAUUGUUUGGUAUUCCGAUGAAGAUCACAAUCAAAGUGAAGCUGCCAAUCUUGCAUCAUCAAAACAGGCGCUUGAUCCAAGAAAUCUGGUCAGUUCAAAGAUAUGGAAUUCAGCAACAAUGGCAAAUUUGCUGAAAUAUUGUAUUCAAACACCAGAAGAUUUUGUAGAUAGAUACAAGGAAGCGGUUAUCAACUAUAGCCGGUGUAAGCAUCUGGGAGUUGUUGAGUUGGAGGCGUGUAUCAAAGCAACAAAAGUUAUGGCGAUUAUGAAAAAGUCAAUGGAGGCAUCAGAGUUCUUACAGAAUGCUGUCUAUAUCACAUUAAAUGUGACAGAAGAAGAACGAAUUACUCGAUACAGCAUCGUAGCUGACUUAUACCGAGCAAUUAAUUUCCAUCGAAAAUCAGCAUUUUAUAAAAGAGUUGCAGCCAUGCAGUGUGUGGCUCCUAAUCUUAAUAAACCAAACUGGCAGAAAUGCUACCAACUACUGCAGCAUUCACUGAAGGGCUAUCAUCUUAAUGUACUGGGGGAUGAAAACAAAUCAAGCUUGGACACAGAAUUAUCUGACCAGGUCAAAUAUGGUUGGCCUCAAGUGCGCCUUCGUGUGUUACAUGAGUUGGUGUUCUCGUCAAGACGACUCGGAAAAAAUAAGAUGGCAGUAAGAUACAUGUUGUACUUGCUGAUGCACAUGCACCAACAUCUGUUGGAAACUGAAGAGAAAGAAAUAUGUGCGGGGUUAGAAUCUUUUGCUGGCAAGUCAACGUUACAUGAACAAAGUGAUUCAGACGAUGAUAUUCACAUGCUUUUUAACUUGCCACAAGUUUUAGAAAUUGUUCCCAAACAAUUGUCAUUCUUCGCACAGCCAACGAUUUUACAAGCUGAACAAUCAACAGAUAGUGUUUUCCUCUUUACACCUUCCACAUACCAAUCACUUAAAAGAGUGGAACAACACAUAGAUUUCAAAUGGUGUGUGAAUACUCCUGCUGAGAUUCAACUACAAAUCCACAACCCAUUGCACCACCAUACAUUACAUGUGUCGGAAUUACGUUUGAUUUGUGAAUCUUCAUCUGAAGAUGAAAAGGAAGUUAAUUUCAUUGAAUCUCAUCAAGUAUCACUCGAUAUUUCUCCGAACUCUACAAUUCAAGCAACUUUAGUUGUGGUUCCUAAAAAAAAUGGAACUAUUAAAAUUAAAGGAUAUGAGUCCGUGGUGUUUGGUGUUAGAUCACAAUGUUUGUUUUCUGACAUGAAUUGGAUUCCAAUCAAUUUGUUUGAAGUUGAAGUAACUCCAGCACUACCUAUGUUACAGAGAGAAAUUUCCGACUAUAAUUUGAACUCUGAUGAAAACAAAUGUGAGAUCGAGGUUCAUUUGUAUCCAGGAGAAAUAAAAACAUUAUGCAUCCCAUAUACAAACAUUAGUGAGGUAAAUCUCGAUGAAAUAGAAAUCUUUCUUUCACAACCUGUUGAUACAAACAAACACAACAUAUCCUCUGUUGUAACAACUUCAACGAAAGCAGAGAGGAAAUGUAACUGGUUGAAAUUAAAAUUCAAUAAAGAAGAAUUGAAUUCCCAGCUUCCACUAUUGCCACAAAAAUCGAUUCAGAUUCCUUUUCAAAUUGAAGCUACGAAUGUUGUAACAUCGGAAACAUUUGAUUUGAAAGCUUGUAGCAGUGAAGUGCAGAUUAAAUAUUCGUGUUUAGAGGCAUUGGAGAAGAAUUGGUGUAGAAUGGUGUCAGUGAAGCUUGUGGUUGUGUUACAUCCAUGUUUGCUAAUUACUAAUCUCAAUAUCUCAUCAGCAACAAGACAGCUGAACUACAUUACAACCAUGCAAGUGGAGAAUAUAUGUGAUGACGUUGUUCGAGUAACUUCCUGUAAACUCAACUGUGACAACGUCGUCAAACCAACUCAUCUAACUGGUAUUGAGAAUGGCCACAUUGUAAUUGUUGAUCUUGAUGCAAAUGAUAAGAAGAAGUUGAAAUUUCAAAUUCCAACUUCCACUCUGUGUUCUGCAAUACUUGAAAACAAAUUUGAUCCACUUUCCAUCACAAGUAAUAUCAGUAAUGAUGAUUUCAUACGAGAUAAAUUCAAUAAGGCGAUGUCACUUGAAUGGAGAACAGGAAGUGGUGCAAAAUUGCGUCGGGGAAAGAUAAAUAUCUCAUUGUGCGAGUUUAAUUUGACAAGUUUUGUGAACGUUGUUACUUCACCAAUAUAUUGGGAGUUCUUAGUGAAUGACAUAAUCAUUACAGAAAGUGGAAAAUGUUCUGUUGCUAUAGGAGAACCAUGUCCAGUGACAAUUCAACUAAAAAAUAUCACAGAACACACAAUCAGUAAGUUAGACCUAGAGUUGGAAAUAUUUCAAGACCAAGAAAAUGGUUUUCGUGAAUGGAAUAUGGAAGACUGUGUUGUGUGUAUGGGAUGUCAGGGACAGUACUUCGAACAGGUUGCUCCUGGUUCAUCAAUUGACUUUGAAAUAGUAUUGGUGUUUCUCUUGGUGGGACAGUACAAUGUUCGUUUGAAAAGAAUGUCUGCAAACUAUGAUGGUAUCAGUGACAAGUGUGGUGGUGAAUUGAAAAGGACCAUGUCAAAUCAAUCCAACCCAGAAGUUCUUAGUUAUCGGGAGUUUUCACCCAAAGUUGUUUUUACUGCAGUUCAGAAGUGACGUUUUUUAUUUCAUUGUGCAAUACAAUAAAAUUAUACAAGUGCAAUA